GUACGCCGGUUGUCUGCGUCCGGAUGCACAGAAGUUGCGCAUCGUGUAGAUAUUACAUCGUCUGAAGGCACUGUAGCGCUGCUUCAUUAUACGCAGUUGCAAAAACUGCUAACUCCAUGCUAGUUAUCGCUGUUCGGGGGACCACUUUCUCGAGAAUAUAUCAUCUUUCCGCAGUCAUGAGCACUGCAGUGAAAGAGUCUUUUCUCGUCGAGGAAAGUGAUGCUGGUUGUGGAGUGAAAAGAAAAGCCGAAGAACCUGUCACUGGCUUGGACAUAAAAAAGAUUAGGCAAGGGCAAAAAGAGUUGCGGCCCGGCUUUGGCAGCGAUAGAUUUGACGAGACAGAAUACUACUUUCAACAUGGUCUGCGGAAAGUGUACCCUUACUAUUUCACCUACACAACAUUCUGCAAGGGGCGCUGGGUAGGACACCUUCUUGUCGAUGUUUUUACCAGGGAGUUCAGAGCUCAUUCAAGAGAAGUCUAUGAAAAUGCUAUAAAAGCUGGCCUUGUAACGGUGAACAAUAAGCCUGUAGGAACGGACUAUCGUCUUAAAGACAAUGACCUUCUGGCCAACACGUUGCACAGGCAUGAAGUUCCCGUUCUUGGAGCACCCAUAAAGAUACUUCAUGAUGCUGAUGACAUGGUUGUCAUUGAUAAACCACCAUCUAUACCUGUUCAUCCAUGUGGACGGUAUCGUCACAACUCUGUUAUUUUCAUCCUGGCCAAGGAACAUGGCUUACAGAAUUUGCAUACUGUACACAGGCUGGACAGGCUCACAUCUGGAUUGCUGCUUAUGAGCCGUUCAGUGGACAGAGCCCGGGAGCUGGAGAACGAGAUCAAGGGCCGGCUGGUAUCCAAGGAGUACUUGUGUCGAGUUGAAGGCUGCUUUCCAGAUGAAACUGUGAUCUGCUGUGAACCCAUCGAGGUCAUCUCUCACAAGAUUGGAGUCUGCGGUGUGGGCGCCCAUGGGAAGGAGUGCAAGACAGAGUUCAAGAAGCUUAGUUACAAUGGAAAGUCCAGUGUGGUCCUGUGCAAGCCACACACAGGCCGCAUGCAUCAAAUCCGUGUGCACCUCCAGUUUUUAGGUUACCCAAUUGUUAAUGAUCCACUCUACAAUCACACAGUUUUUGGGUCUCAAAAAGCUAAAGGUGGCCUUACAGAGAAAACAAAAGAACAGUUGGUGGAGGACCUUUUGGAAGUACAUAAUCUUAAAAAAUGGCUCGGCCCAGAAAUGGACUUGACUCCAGAUGGCUGUUUGCCAGAAGAUGAGCAUCACGGCAGUGGUGACACAAUGGCUAGAUCUGCACUCCUUGAGGAGCCUGCCACCAACCAUUUCCCAGGAAGCCUAAAUCAUUACUUGGAAGGCACUGAAUCAGUGAGCUUUCGUGCAAUGAUGAAGAAGCAAGCUUUUGACAAAGUGAAAUUUGUGCGUCGCCAUGAAUGCUUGGAGUGUCGUUGCAAAUACAAAGACCCUGAGCCAAAGGAUCUUCUGAUAUAUCUGCACUGCCUACGCUACAAGGGAUCCAACUGGGUGUAUGAAGCUGAAUGGCCAUCGUGGGCAAAAGAUAACUGGACUGAUGACUGAUAAAAG
Messenger RNA from Rhipicephalus sanguineus (brown dog tick), 1589 nucleotides. Its product is annotated as pseudouridylate synthase RPUSD2. Gene Ontology annotation, biological process: pseudouridine synthesis. Gene Ontology annotation, molecular function: pseudouridine synthase activity; RNA binding. The coding region runs from base 117 to 1583 and encodes 488 amino acids. NCBI's taxonomy places the organism in Eukaryota, Metazoa, Arthropoda, Arachnida, Ixodida, Ixodidae. The transcript is spliced from 13 exons. The record is from RefSeq and is a predicted model, not a curated record.